Molecule: messenger RNA, 5243 nt
Organism: Doryrhamphus excisus (bluestripe pipefish)
Lineage: Eukaryota; Metazoa; Chordata; Actinopteri; Syngnathiformes; Syngnathidae
Gene: maml3
Product: mastermind-like transcriptional coactivator 3
Biological process (GO): positive regulation of transcription of Notch receptor target; Notch signaling pathway
Cellular component (GO): nuclear speck; nucleoplasm
Molecular function (GO): transcription coactivator activity
Source: RefSeq, a predicted model, not a curated record
UCAGGGGGCUCCUCACAGCCUGGAGCUGCUUCUACUCCUGAUAUCACUCCGCUGGCAUGGUGGAGAAGCUCCUUGGUAAUGGUGAUGGUGGCAAGGGGCCGCCAGUGACUACACACUUCCGCCACCGUUUCCUACACUCGCCUUUAGCGCCGUCCGGACUCCUCUUGAUGCCUCCAAGCAAAACGAGCCGACAUCUUCAUCACUAUUCCGUUCAAAGCAAUAACCGUGUGACAUGCAAGUUCACUGGGAAAGUCCGGAACCCGUUCGGUUCAAGCAACAAAACUUUUCCUCAAAGGACAGCACCGUAUAGCGGCAAGUUUACUACUGCCGCCGCCGCCGCCGCCGCCGCCGCUCAUCCGCGGGACGGUUGGACGCUUUGACCGCCAAGUGCCUGCCUUCGCACCGCCGCCGUGUUGUUGCUUUUCCGGCGGAGUCGUCUCCAGGAGCUGAGAGCCGCCUCAUUGUUAAACCCGCUCAUAUUUGUGCGUUUUUUGGAAGAAUACGAGCCAUCAACCGUAUGACUUGGAGACUCGGUGCCCUUUAAAGCGCUCACUUCAGAGGCUGCUCCAGCGCCGCUGCCCGUGCCCGACUACCGGGGACCCUUCGCUGGGGGUGGACGGGUAGGUAGUGGCGGUGGAGACAGGCUGGACGCUGGAGGAAAGUUCCUUCAAAAUAGCAGCCACUCGGUCCAGUGAUGGGGGACUUCGCCUCCCCCGCUGCCGGACCCAACGGCAGUAUCUGCAUCAACAACAGCAUGAACCCGGUCUCCGGGAGCGUGGUGCCCGCAGGAGCCGUUGGCAUCCCGAAGCACAGCACCGUGGUGGAGAGGUUGAGGCAACGGAUCGAGGGCUGCCGGAGACACCACGUCAACUGCGAGAACAGGUACCAGCAAGCCCACGCGGAGCAGCUUGAGAUAGAGCGGAGGGACACGGUUAGUCUGUACCAGCGGAGUCUGGAGCAGAGGGCCAAGAAGUCGGCCGGCGGCGGGAGCAAACAGCCGCAGAUCAAGCAGCCGGACCCGGACUCUGCCUCCUCCACGGAGCAGAGGACUAACACGCUUAUAGCGCUCCAGGAGACAGUCAAACGGAAACUGGAUAGUGCCAGAUCCCCUCUCAACGGAGACCAGAAUGGUAUCUGUGAUGGAGGCAGCUACUCACCCACAACCAAACGGUUACGGAAGGAGGGCUCCAGUGGUUUAGACUCCCUAACAGGUCUUCCCAACAACAAUGUUCCACCCAUCUCUCCGCUGCACCACCAACUCGACGUGAAGCCCCUGAUCGGCGGGCCCAACACUUCUACGGGAAACGGCACAAACAGCAACGGCAACCAUGUAAGCCGGCCGGCGGACGAGCUGGGAAAGAAUGGUGGCAGCCAUCUUUCAGACAUGAAGAUGAACGGGUCUCUGGACUUGGAGGACAGCUUCGGCCUCCUCAAGGACCUGAAACAGGAGCCGCUGGAUGACGGGGCUGGCAUGGAGUCUUCGGACCCCCAGUCUCUGUCCAAUCAGAACAAACUGUUUUCCGACAUCAACCUCAAUGACCAGGAGUGGCAGGAGCUGAUUGACGAGUUGGCCAACACUGUACCCGAGGACGACAUGCACGACCUCUUCAACGAGGACUUUGAGGAAAAGAAAGAGCCAGAUUUUGGCCGGCCGGCAAACAAUCAGACUCCAGGACCACAGGAAGCAGUCAGUAAUACGACAGCACCUGGAGGGGGGGCGGUACCCCCGACAUCCCUUCCACCCCCUGCUCAACCCCCGCAGGGUGGCCCACAGGUGCCUAUGGGCUCACCACAGGUCCGACCUUCAUCAUCAGGCCCUCAGUUUGCCACCACCGCCAAUGGCACACCUCCUCAGCAGCCUUUGCAGCAGUCCCCUGCCGUUGCCAUGGCGUCAGGGUCCCCAUUACACAACUGUGUGGCUCGCUCUCCUCAGACCCCGACCCAGGCUCAAACGCAAGCAGUUCCAAGGCCUGGCAACGGAUACAUGAUGAACCCAGGCCCUGGUGUAAGCCAGGCAGGUACCGGACAAACAGGGCCUGGGCUUGUCCCGGGUCAGCCAGUCGGACCAGUAACACCGGAACUUUCCCCUGCAGAGCAACUGAAAGCAAUGGCUGCUCAGCAACGUGCUAAACUGUUGCAGCAAAAGCAGCAGCAACAACAGCAGCAGCAAGCGGCCAACUGGUCUCCAGCAGGCCCUCCAACCAGCCCUUAUAACGCCGGUCCCUUUAACCAAGACAAACCCAACAGCCCAAUGAUGUAUCCACCACAAGCCUUUAACACACCACAGGCCCCGCUAGGGGCUGGAAUGGCCCCCAACAACGGACCCAAAGCUCCCAUGAACAACUACCUCCCUCACAAUCACAUGGGCAUGAUGGGCCAGCAGCAGCAGAACAGUAUCAGCCAGACCACCCUGUCCAAGCAGCAGCAGCAGCAGCAGCAGCAGCAGCAGCAGCAAACGGCAGCCAUGUUGUCCUACAACAACACCAAGCCACUGAGCCACUUCAGCGGCAGUGGGGUCGACCACAUCGGCCACAGGAUGACUCCACCCGUGGGCGGGAACGGUCAGGUCAAGAACCCUAUGUUGCCUCCCUACAUGGCUGGUGGAGGAGGUGGGGGCCAGGGGGCGGGGCCGGGGCAAACCCAGGGGCCAAUCCCGGGGCAAACGGCCCAUCUGAGCGAGGAACAGAAGCGAAUGUUGCUGAUGAAGCAGAAGGUGUUGAACCAGAACAUCCCCUACAGCAACAUGCAGCCUCACGGACAGGAACAAGGUGUGGUGGGAAUGUCCCGGCCACCGGGCUCCAUCCCUCCUCCACACCCCGCAGGUGGCGUGGCCUCGGGGGUGGGGCCCAACCAGGGUUCUGGCCCGCCUCCGGGCUACGUGGGCAACCAGCAGCAGGCGGCCAUGAUGAAGCAGAUGAUGGCGAUGGAGCAGGAGAAGAGGGUGCAGAUGCACAUGAUGGAGCAGCAGAAGCAGCAGCUCUUCCGGGAGCAGAGGCAGCAGCAACAGCAGCAACUACUGGCCGAGCAGCUCCAGCAGCAGCAUCUUCCAAGACAGAUGGGCCAAGGCCAGAGGAAUCCCUACCCUCAAGUCAGUCAGUAUCAAGGUUCUCCCCAAGAUCUGGCAUCCAGGAGCCAAGCCCUCCAGAACAUCCGUGCAGCGCGUCUUCUACAACAGCAGCAGCAGAACCAGCAGCAGAUGGUCCAGAUGAGUUCCGUUCAGGGCCAAGGAGGCUCUGUGGGACCCCAGUCUGACAUGGGUCUACCCUACAGCACCCAGGGGUCCAGCCAGGGUUCUCUCUAUGGCCUCAACCCCUCCAUGAGCCAAAUGAUCCACCAGCAGCAACACCAGAGCCAAAGUGUCCAAGUGUCCCUCGGUCUUGCACAGCAGCACAACUCAGCUGGAGGGCAGCCCCGGCAGGCAAGCGCAGGUCCCGGGGUUGGAGGGAUGCCUGGGGGCCCUGCAGGUGGUGGCGCUGGAGGAUAUGGGGGGCAGGGGAUGUUAAUAAACCCCAUGGCUCAGCAAUCCCUCAAAGGUCCAACUAAUGCCAAAGCCCAAGCACAAAGACUUCAAAAUAUGUUGGGAGCAGGAGCGGGGGGCGGAGGAAUGGCUGGAGGAGGCUGGCCGCAGCAACAAGGGCAGAAUCUGCAAGGCAUGGGGGCAGGCGUGGUAAGGACUACAGGAGCAGGAGGGGACAUGAUCGGGUUCAGUUCAGCCCAGGGUUAUGGGUUGCAGACAGGUCAGCCCCCACGCAUGGCCAAGCAACACUUUCAAGGACCUAGCCAAGGGAUGGGGCAAGGGAUGGACCCCAGAGUGGGCAACCCGGCAGCGGGGAUGGGUGGCCCCAUGGGCACUCACAUAGGCGGACAGUCCAGGACCAACCAGUCUCGGCCCAUGGUCAUGAGCCAGGGAAUAAACCAAGGAGUCAUGGGGCCUGGGGUGACUGGAAUGGGGGGUUUCGGGCCAGGCCUUGGGGGGCCUGGCUUAGGGGCUGGGGGCGGAGGCGGACCUUACGGACCUGCGGGAGCAGGGGUUGGUAGUCAGACACAGGGCUACCAAAGGACAUCCAGUCAAGACAUGUCAUCCUAUGGAUAUGGGGGCGGGCCCUCCAGUGGAGGAGCCUUCGGAUUGGGUGAUGGAUCGGGGGCAGAGCUGGACUCAAGCGAUGGUUGGAUGGAGGAGUUUUUUCCAAGCCAAUAGCCAACGAGGAAGCUGGCGAUGACUUUUUACUGGAUGAACUACAAAAAAAACACAAGUUCGAUACUAAAUCUGAGACAACUACAGUGUUGACUGGUGGCUGGCAUGUUUUGUGGCGCAAGGUUACAAAUGAGUUUGUGUGUGUUCCGUGUGUGUGUGUCUGAGGGCUCAGAAAUCAUUUUUUUACUUGUGCAUAUUAAUGAAAACCCAUAUUGAGAUUACAACAUAUUUUGGUUUUUGCUAGUCCCCAUUGGAAAGUAUUACAGUGGAACUCGUUUAAGACAACCCAUCUAGGGCUGCAACUAACAAUUACUUUCUUAGUUGAUUAAUCUGAAGCGAGUUGUUUGGAUUAUUCGACUGAUUGUUAUGCCUUAGAUGGACCAAAUCAAUACGAAGCAAACACAAACAGUUACUGGUUUGUUACGCAACAUAUCAGAAGCAAGAAAAGACAAGCAAGACACUAUAAACCUUGCAAUGCUACCUACAUGCGGUGCUUCCAGCGUCACAGACUUUCUUUUUUCAACAGUUGCCGAGGUCCAAAAAGUCCAAGCAGAAGCUGCAGGAGCUUCCAUCCUUCCAUCCCAUCUCCGUAAUCUCGCACUUGAUGAAACCUACCCAAGAUUUGUCAGAUCAAAAGAUGAUCGCCGUGUAACACUUACACUUACACAAAAUGUGAUAUUAGUGUCCACUUCACUACUCCAUUUCACUACUUCCUCAAUCUGCACUCUUAAACUGCAUGGAACUGUAGCUCUUUUAGCCAUAAAUUAGCCACAUCAUUGUUGAUGUGUGUCGUCCAGAAUUUACGGGAAUUGUUGCAGCGCCAAACCUGUCUAAGUCUUGGUCCACCAUGUUCUUCUUAUUACUAAAAAGUGGUCGCUUAAGUUCUAAGAAAAAACGUGUUGUGUAGUCGUAUUGUUAAGUUCACAAUCAACAACAACAGCAACAUAACUAUUGUCUCGCUACACAGCAUUAAAACCUACACACAAUUACUUCCUGUUCAGUGCAAAGUAAGCUUCAAAGCAAAAGCAUGAUAGCAUCAACCUGCAUU